AUGGCACCGCAAAAGUACUACACUGUGGGGGUAAGCAACAAGUUUGCUGCCUUUGGGGCAGACAGCGAUGCCUCUUCGGACGAAGGAGAGGUUAUUCUUUCAGCCCCUCCGCCAACUGCGACAGAUCCGCUGCAACAACAGCAACCAAGUGCCGCUGCUGCCAAGAAAAAGCAGCAGCAGCAGCAGCAGCAAGUCUCCCCACAACGGGAGAGACAAGGGCGCGGACCCUCUCGCGGCAGGGGAGGAGCCUUCGGCGGAGACUUAAGAGGAAGCGGAGGGGCUAGGGGGGGGCGUCGGCAGGAAGGUGCUGCUCCUGAAGGCGCAGCAGAUGAGGCUGCUCUUGCCAGCGGUCUGUCUCCUCAAGAGGGCGAUGGCAUCCAGCGUCGUCGGGGGACUGGUUUCCGAGGCAGAGGGGGUCGGGGGGGAGUAGCAGGGGGUCCCCUCUUUGGCAGGAGGGAGUUUGAUCGUCACAGCGCUACAGGGAGGGGACGAGAGACGAAGAAGCAGGGUGCUGGAGGGCACAACUGGGGGCAUGAGGAGGCGGAGAAUCAUCCCCAGAAGGCUGAAACUUUGCUGGCAGAAGACUCUGCCACGAAGGAGCCGGGAUCUCAGGGUGAAGAGGUUCAGGAGGAGCAGCAGCCUGCCGCCGAGGAGGAGGCUACGAUCGAUUUGGAUACGUACAAGAAGAUCCAGGCAGAGAAGCGAGCGAAUCUGCCGACGUUUGUGUCUACCUCUGGAGUGCCGAAGCAGAUCGAGACGGAUAAGGAGCUCUCAGCCCAGGGGUAUGUGCGGCUCGAGCGAGGGGGCGACGCAGACACGGAGGGUGCUGGCGAGGAGAGUCUGGAGUCUAGGGAAGACAAGCCGAAAAAGAAGUCAAUCAACCUCUACGAGUAUGUGCAUAUCGAAGGGGGAAGGGUUCCCUCGUUCGGAAGGAGGGGCGGGAGAGGCGGCGGGAGAGGAGGCAGCGGAAGUGGCCACAGAGACGAUCGAGCGAAGCGGGGGGGGGGAUAUUCGAGAGGUUCACGCAGUCGCGAAGCAGCUCCGGAUCUGAAGGAUACUCAGGCUUUCCCCACACUAGGUGCUCGCUGA
This is a messenger RNA of Cyclospora cayetanensis, 1089 nucleotides long. Its product is annotated as RGG repeats nuclear RNA binding protein A. Bases 1 to 1089 code for a protein of 362 amino acids. Gene Ontology annotation, molecular function: RNA binding. Lineage: Eukaryota; Apicomplexa; Conoidasida; Eucoccidiorida; Eimeriidae. The transcript has 3 exons. Gene Ontology annotation, cellular component: cytoplasm; nucleus. The record is from RefSeq and is a predicted model, not a curated record.